Messenger RNA from Phytophthora nicotianae INRA-310, 639 nucleotides. RefSeq lists its product as hypothetical. NCBI's taxonomy places the organism in Eukaryota, Oomycota, Peronosporomycetes, Peronosporales, Peronosporaceae. Bases 1 to 639 code for a protein of 212 amino acids. The record is from RefSeq and is a predicted model, not a curated record. The transcript has a single exon.
AUGGACAAGUUCAAGCCUCUGAAAUUAAACUUGAAGUCUGUAAACGACGAUAUUUUUUCGCUUCAAGGCGCUUCAACAACCGAAGGGUAUGAGCUCAUCAAAGCUAAGAUAGCAUCCAAGUAUCCUGCCGGAAUUUCAAAGGUUGUCGCGGAGAAAGUCGUCGAGGAGCACGUUUGGAGCUACCUUUGCAGUAUUCAUCCCACAGAUUGGAGUGUUGUCGGUAAUAUGAAGGCAACAGCAGAGGAAACAAAGUGGAUAGAGGAUAACUGGUCGUCUAUCUCAAAGCACAGCGACGCUUUGCCUCUGUUUGGUAUCCGCACUACGAGUGCUGUCCAAGGAGAGAACAACGGGCUACUAUGGGGACGUGUGCGGACACAACUUGUGCUAGGUUCAGUCAUGGCGUACUGUACACGAGCGCUCAAAGUUUUGCAAAAGCUUAAGGAGCUCGUCCAGGAGUGGAAUAGUGCAAGUCGUGAUAUCACUACUCACGCUUUGAAGGAGUUCGGAAAGGAGAAAGAAAUGGUAGCUCACCAGACAGUAGUGCAGGAAGACGAGUCCCUCUUUUUCGUUUUUGACGCCUUCGAUAGCCGCGGUCUAGGUGGGGACGCACAUCUCUGCGAAGUUAACAUGGACUGUUGA